Messenger RNA from Impatiens glandulifera, 1014 nucleotides. Its product is annotated as arogenate dehydratase/prephenate dehydratase 1, chloroplastic-like. Gene Ontology annotation, biological process: L-phenylalanine biosynthetic process. Gene Ontology annotation, cellular component: cytoplasm; chloroplast. NCBI's taxonomy places the organism in Eukaryota, Viridiplantae, Streptophyta, Magnoliopsida, Ericales, Balsaminaceae. The transcript is spliced from 11 exons. Bases 1 to 1014 code for a protein of 337 amino acids. Gene Ontology annotation, molecular function: arogenate dehydratase activity; chorismate mutase activity; prephenate dehydratase activity. The record is from RefSeq and is a predicted model, not a curated record.
AUGGCUCUAGUCAUACGAUUAAGGGCUGCUCCUCCUCCAUCAUUAAUCUAUUUUAAUUCCAUUUCUAAUCUUAAUAAUAAGAGAUCUCUAAUUCCCAUUAACUCUUUUUCUCCUACUAUUAUUGCAUCUUCCAUUCGAGUUGCUUAUCAGGGAGUUCCGGGUGCUUAUAGUGAAGCUGCUGCACUUAAAGCAUAUCAAGAAUGUGAAACCCUAGCAUGUGACCAAUUUGAAUCCACAUUCAAGGCUGUUGAAUUAGGUUUGGCAGAUAAAGCAGUGGUUCCAAUAGAGAAUUUAUUGGGUGGAAGUAUUCAUGGUAAUUAUGAUUUACUACUCAAAUAUCAUAAUAAACUUCUCUUUGAAAUGGUUCUGAUUAUUAAUCACUGUCUCUUAGCAUUACUUGGUGUAAUCAAACAAGAUCUAAAACGCGUUUUAAGUCAUCCCCAGGCAUUUGCGCAAUGCGAGAUUACGUUAAAUAAGUUUGGAUUGGUUAGAGUGAAUCACAAUAACACUGCUGGAGCAGCUAAGAUUGUAGCAAGUAAAGGUUUAAGAGAUACUGGAGCAGUGGCUAGUGCAAGAGCUGCAAAUAUAUAUGGUCUUCAUAUUAUUCAAGAAGGAAUCCAUGAUAACCCGUUUUCUAAUAAUAUAACCCGAUUUCUCGUACUCGCAAGAGAACCCAUUAUAAUUCCAGGCCACCUUAACUAUAAGACUUGCAUUGUGUUUAGCCUAAAAGAUGAAGGUCCUGAAAUACUUUUCAAAGUUUUGGCAUUGUUUUCUCUAAGGGCCAUCAACUUAACAAAGGGUACUUAUCUUAUUGAGAGCCGGCCCAACAAAGGAGAAGGAAGUAAAAAUUUAAUUAUGAUUGAUGACAGGAGGAACUUUGAUUACCUCUUCUAUAUUGACUUUGAAGCUUCCAUGGCAGAACCUCGUGCACAAAAUGCUAUACAACAUCUUCAGAAAUUUGCGAGAUUCGUUCGGGUUCUGGGUUCUUAUCCUAGGGUCGACUAUAUUCCCUGA